Molecule: messenger RNA, 2855 nt
Organism: Polyodon spathula (Mississippi paddlefish)
Lineage: Eukaryota; Metazoa; Chordata; Actinopteri; Acipenseriformes; Polyodontidae
Gene: hmg20a
Product: high mobility group 20A
Exons: 10
Coding region: 201-1235 (344 amino acids)
Biological process (GO): regulation of gene expression
Cellular component (GO): nucleus
Source: RefSeq, a predicted model, not a curated record
UGUGUCCACCGGAAAACCAUGUAUUAAUUGAAUCUGUACUCGAACCGAAUUUGUUUUCGUGACCGUAUGCAUGUAGUUUGUUCUGUGGUUUUUCAAAAAAAAGUUCUGUUGUCCUCGAAUGAAAAGCAACGGUGGUGUACCAGCCUGAACAUAAACGAGGAGAUACCUAUAUACAUUACUAUGGCAACUCUGUCAGAAGGAUGGAGAAUUUGAUGCUGAACUCAAGCCUGCCCCCCAUCUUUGCAGAGGAAGAGGUUUUGAAGCAGAGCAACAAUGCUGGAUCAGGGUCCACUGGCAGUGAGAGCAACUCACAGGCCGCUGGCCAUCCUGAGCCCAUGGAGGAGAAUUCACAAGCCCCUCCGCAGCCGACAGAGUCUCCCAGUGGCAACAAAGAGAGCAGGGUGCAGAGGAAUGGAGAGGAGCAGAAACCUCGGCGCCCAAGCUGGCCUAAAGGGCGGAAGCGGAAGAAGCCUAUCAAGGACAGCAACGCCCCCAAAGCACCCCUAACUGGGUAUGUGCGAUUCAUGAACGAGAGGCGCGAACAGCUGCGGGCCGAGUGGCCAGACGCACCCUUUCCAGAGAUCACCAGGAUGCUGGGCAAUGAGUGGACCAAGCUGCCCCCAGAGGAGAAGCAGCACUAUCUCGAGGAGGCUGAGCGAGACAAAGAGAGGUACAUGAGGGAGCUGCAGCAGUACCAGAAAACUGAGGCCUACAAGCAUUUCAACAGGAAAGUGCAAGAGAAACAGAAGGGCAAGCAGCACAGACCAGCAGAUGUCCGGCAGGCUGCCAGCGAGUCUCUCCAUGAGAAGGAUACAGAGGGCAAGGAGAGAUCAGUAUUUGAUAUCCCAAUCUUCACUGAGGAGUUUCUGAACCACAGCAAAGCACGGGAGGGGGAGCUGCGGCAGCUGCGGAAGACUAACAUGGAGUUUGAGGAACGCAAUGCAGCUCUGCAGAAACAUGUGGAGAGCAUGCGUGGUGCUGUGGAGCGACUGGAGGGGGAUGUGAUGCAGGAGCGUAGUCGCAAUACCUUGCUGCAGCAACACCUGGAAACCCUGCGUCAAGCACUCACAGCAAGCUUCUCCAGCCUGCCGCUGCCUGGCAGUGGGGAGACUCCCACCCUGGCCACCAUUGACUCAUACAUGAAUAAGCUGCACAACAUCAUCCUAGCUAACCCACAGGAACACGAGAACCUCAUCAACACUGUGCGGGACGUCAUCAGCCGCCUCGAAAGGUGAAGAUGAAUUGUCGUUGUCAAAGCUUCUUCAGGUUACUGCAUAACGGGCAGAAAAGUGCCAGAAAUAACAGACUAAAAAACGAGCUCUCAAAUCUUCAAACUCGCACUUGAGUGUGAUGGGGUGCUCCCUUCCGGAUUUCAGUUUCACCGCACAUGUGUUUGAAGCAUCAGCUCCAAGUCUGUUUUAAUUUAAACUGUUUAAUAUGCUUUAUGUUGAAGUUGCUCUUGUGAGCAUUGGCUUUGCAGAGGACAAAUAACCCGGUGGUUUUAAAAAAAAAAAAAAUGUAAACUAUUUUAUUCUAUAUAACUCUGAUUUUUUUAGUUGUGUUUAUUAUUUUAUACUUAUUUUAUGUACAUUGUCCUGCCUCCUGCUUGAUAGUCUUAAACAUUUCAGAAAUGGUUGUUCAGGGGUAUUACCAACCUCAAGCUCCCAUAACAGAAUCGGAAUAACUUUUAGCGCCCAAUUUUGACAGGACCUCGCUGUAAAGUAUCAGUUAUUGCUAUUGUUAAGUUGAGUGUCACCUUGUAUAAAGGUACUUUAAUAUAUAAAUACAAAUAAUUAAAAGGAACCUUGCAUUAGGGGGUAAAUAAAUACAAUUAUACCCAAACAAACUUGGAUUUUUCAUAUUCACAUAAACUUUCUUAUUAAUACUGCCGUAUCAGUUAAUUUAAGAAUUAAAGUUAAACCCUUGUAUACCAUGCGUUUCCCUUACAGAAAAAGAAGUGAAACACAAAUGUCUUUUUGUGUUUUUGUUUAUUACAUUACAUAUAAAAGUAUACAUUUGUUUUGAAUGAUAUCUUUUUGGUGUACUAAUUUUAAAAACAUUGAUACAAAUACUACCUUGGUCACUUCUAUUUACAAAUACAUUUCAUUCCAUGGAUAAUCCAGGAAACCCUGUCUGAGAUUGUCCAACCCUUGCUUAGGAUCAAUAAAUACAACUAUAAAGUCAACUUACUAUCUCCUGUUAUUUCAAAUGUACUACAUUUGGUGUAAAUACUGUAGCUGUUCAGAGUUUUUAAAUGUAUACUUAUUUUUUGUUGCAAUGUUGGUAAUUCUGUCAGCUUUACCAAGUCGACUGGCUUAUUUUAUUAUUAUUAUUUUAAGUUGUUGUGCAGUUCGUGUUGUACUUUCGUUCUAAGUUAAAGACGUUCUUGAUUGAUAUGUUUUACAUUGGUGUCUUGUAAAAAAAAACACCACAGGUACUGACAUCACCAAGGGUUUGCUGUAGACCAAGUUUAUCCAGCACAAUAAAGUAAUACACUUAUUAUUAAAAAACAAAACAAAACACAAUGUUCUAAUAAAAGGAACAGAAUCAUUUAUCUUGAAAACAAAUAGAGCAGGUCAUCUUAUUAUUUAUAUUACAGGGACAAUGUUACUCCAUCCUUGCUUAUGACUGUUGAUAUGCACCAUUUGAAAUGGAAAGGUAUCGUAAAAUGGGACACUGCUCAGACUUUUAGUGCAUAGUGUUUAAAAUAGAUUGUAGACACAGAUAUAGGGAACAUGAACAAAUCCAAUGGAAGUCUAAAACUUUAAGUCUGCUGGGCCUGUUAUUAAUAAAUAUGUUUGUUUUUAUAACCUGAUGGGGUUUUUUUGUAACCCUAUUAAAGCCGUUUAAGUGUU